CUUUUUGCGGAAGAAUCCACCGGGGCGGGGCUACCCAUGAAUAUAUAAGGAAGCCCCGGGUGUGGCGUAGGCAGUUCCGUCCGAACCGGGAGUUCAGAUUUCGUUCUUCUGUGUUCGGUGCUGUCACCACCACCAAUUGACAAUGCAGAUCUUUGUAAAGACCCUCACUGGUAAAACCAUCACUCUGGAGGUGGAGCCCAGUGACACCAUCGAGAAUGUCAAGGGGAAGAUACAAGAAAAAGAGGGCAUUCCUCCAGACCAGCAGAGGUUGAUCUUUGCCGGGAAACAGCUGGAAGAUGGGCGCACCCUGUCUGACUACAACAUCCAGAAAGAGUCCACUCUGCACCUGGUCCUCCGCCUCAGAGGUGGGAUGCAGAUCUUCGUGAAGACCCUGACCGGUAAGACCAUCACCCUGGAGGUGGAGCCCAGUGACACCAUCGAGAAUGUCAAGGCCAAGAUCCAAGACAAAGAGGGCAUCCCCCCGGACCAGCAGAGGUUGAUCUUUGCCGGGAAACAGCUGGAAGAUGGGCGCACCCUGUCUGACUACAACAUCCAGAAAGAGUCCACUCUGCACCUGGUCCUCCGCCUCAGAGGUGGGAUGCAGAUCUUCGUGAAGACCCUGACCGGUAAGACCAUCACCCUGGAGGUGGAGCCCAGUGACACCAUCGAGAAUGUCAAGGCCAAGAUCCAAGACAAAGAGGGCAUCCCCCCAGACCAGCAGAGGUUGAUCUUUGCCGGGAAACAGCUGGAAGAUGGGCGCACCCUGUCUGACUACAACAUCCAGAAAGAGUCCACUCUGCACCUGGUCCUCCGCCUCAGAGGUGGGAUGCAGAUCUUCGUGAAGACCCUGACCGGUAAGACCAUCACCCUGGAGGUGGAGCCCAGUGACACCAUCGAGAAUGUCAAGGCCAAGAUCCAAGACAAAGAGGGCAUCCCCCCGGACCAGCAGAGGUUGAUCUUUGCCGGGAAACAGCUGGAAGAUGGGCGCACCCUGUCUGACUACAACAUCCAGAAAGAGUCCACUCUGCACCUGGUCCUCCGCCUCAGAGGUGGGAUGCAGAUCUUCGUGAAGACCCUGACCGGUAAGACCAUCACCCUGGAGGUGGAGCCCAGUGACACCAUCGAGAAUGUCAAGGCCAAGAUCCAAGACAAAGAGGGCAUCCCCCCGGACCAGCAGAGGUUGAUCUUUGCCGGGAAACAGCUGGAAGAUGGGCGCACCCUGUCUGACUACAACAUCCAGAAAGAGUCCACUCUGCACCUGGUCCUCCGCCUCAGAGGUGGGAUGCAGAUCUUCGUGAAGACCCUGACCGGUAAGACCAUCACCCUGGAGGUAGAGCCCAGUGACACCAUCGAGAAUGUCAAGGCCAAGAUCCAAGACAAAGAGGGCAUCCCCCCAGACCAGCAGAGGUUGAUCUUUGCCGGGAAACAGCUGGAAGAUGGGCGCACCCUGUCUGACUACAACAUCCAGAAAGAGUCCACUCUGCACCUGGUCCUCCGCCUCAGAGGUGGGAUGCAGAUCUUCGUGAAGACCCUGACCGGUAAGACCAUCACCCUGGAGGUGGAGCCCAGUGACACCAUCGAGAAUGUCAAGGCCAAGAUCCAAGACAAAGAGGGCAUCCCCCCGGACCAGCAGAGGUUGAUCUUUGCCGGGAAACAGCUGGAAGAUGGGCGCACCCUGUCUGACUACAACAUCCAGAAAGAGUCCACUCUGCACCUGGUCCUCCGCCUCAGAGGUGGGAUGCAGAUCUUCGUGAAGACCCUGACCGGUAAGACCAUCACCCUGGAGGUGGAGCCCAGUGACACCAUCGAGAAUGUCAAGGCCAAGAUCCAAGACAAAGAGGGCAUCCCCCCGGACCAGCAGAGGUUGAUCUUUGCCGGGAAACAGCUGGAAGAUGGGCGCACCCUGUCUGACUACAACAUCCAGAAAGAGUCCACUCUGCACCUGGUCCUCCGCCUCAGAGGUGGGAUGCAGAUCUUCGUGAAGACCCUGACCGGUAAGACCAUCACCCUGGAGGUGGAGCCCAGUGACACCAUCGAGAAUGUCAAGGCCAAGAUCCAAGACAAAGAGGGCAUCCCCCCAGACCAGCAGAGGUUGAUCUUUGCCGGGAAACAGCUGGAAGAUGGGCGCACCCUGUCUGACUACAACAUCCAGAAAGAGUCCACUCUGCACCUGGUCCUCCGCCUCAGAGGUGGGAUGCAGAUCUUCGUGAAGACCCUGACCGGUAAGACCAUCACCCUGGAGGUGGAGCCCAGUGACACCAUCGAGAAUGUCAAGGCCAAGAUCCAAGACAAAGAGGGCAUCCCCCCGGACCAGCAGAGGUUGAUCUUUGCCGGGAAACAGCUGGAAGAUGGGCGCACCCUGUCUGACUACAACAUCCAGAAAGAGUCCACUCUGCACCUGGUCCUCCGCCUCAGAGGUGGGAUGCAGAUCUUCGUGAAGACCCUGACCGGUAAGACCAUCACCCUGGAGGUGGAGCCCAGUGACACCAUCGAGAAUGUCAAGGCCAAGAUCCAAGACAAAGAGGGCAUCCCCCCAGACCAGCAGAGGUUGAUCUUUGCCGGGAAACAGCUGGAAGAUGGGCGCACCCUGUCUGACUACAACAUCCAGAAAGAGUCCACUCUGCACUUGGUCCUCCGCCUCAGAGGUGGGAUGCAGAUCUUCGUGAAGACCCUGACCGGUAAGACCAUCACCCUGGAGGUGGAGCCCAGUGACACCAUCGAGAAUGUCAAGGCCAAGAUCCAAGACAAAGAGGGCAUCCCCCCGGACCAGCAGAGGUUGAUCUUUGCCGGGAAACAGCUGGAAGAUGGGCGCACCCUGUCUGACUACAACAUCCAGAAAGAGCCACUCUGCACUUGGUCCUGCGCUUGAGGGGAGGUGUUUUAAGUUCUCCCUUUUAAGCUUUCAAUAAAUUACAUUGCACUUUUCUUUCAAUAAAGUUGUUGCAUUCCCAAA
Messenger RNA from Cervus elaphus (red deer), 2953 nucleotides. It is a transcript of the gene UBC, whose product is annotated as ubiquitin C. The record is from RefSeq and is a predicted model, not a curated record. NCBI's taxonomy places the organism in Eukaryota, Metazoa, Chordata, Mammalia, Artiodactyla, Cervidae. Gene Ontology annotation, molecular function: protein tag activity; ubiquitin protein ligase binding. Gene Ontology annotation, cellular component: nucleus; cytoplasm. Gene Ontology annotation, biological process: protein ubiquitination; modification-dependent protein catabolic process.